Limulus polyphemus (Atlantic horseshoe crab) is the source of this 2879-nucleotide messenger RNA. RefSeq lists its product as uncharacterized. NCBI's taxonomy places the organism in Eukaryota, Metazoa, Arthropoda, Merostomata, Xiphosura, Limulidae. Gene Ontology annotation, molecular function: RNA binding. The transcript is spliced from 6 exons. Bases 36 to 1298 code for a protein of 420 amino acids. The record is from RefSeq and is a predicted model, not a curated record.
UGGAUGUUACUUGGAUCUGUAAGAUACUACCAAAGAUGAACAAUGCAGAAGAUAAUAAAAUAUUCCAGGACAUUCUGACAUAUACAGAUUUCCAUACCAGUAUGGAUACUUUGAACAGUGAGCCAAUAAAGAGGGCUAUUCCUUGGCCUUGCUGGGGAAGAGGUUUACGUUGUCCUACCAAAGAAGAAUUUAUGUCACAGUGGACCCAUUUAAUACCAGAGCCAGGACAGGUAACUAGGAGAGGAAGAGGUCGAGGAAGAGUAAUGGCUGCGAUGAAUUUAGAUAAUUUUAAUAAUACUCCAUGUUUAAAUACAUCAGAUGACAGUGGAUCAGAUAAUGACAUCUUGAGAAGUAUUAAUAAUGAGCUCAAUUAUUUGAAAGAAAAAAGGUACAAGUAUACUAAGCAUGAUUCAGCAGGGAGUAGAAACUCUCCACGAGCAGAAACAGUAGGGACAAGGUCAGAUGGCUACGUAGAUUAUCAUAUGGACCCGUCACGUUUCUCAGUUAUUGAUAUGAAUCCACCUUUAAAUGAUGCAAGUAAAACAAGUGAUAAAGAUACAUCCUCUAGCUCUCCAUCAAUUUCAUUCCAGCCUAACAUCAAAGGAGUACAACCAUUUAAUGAAAGUAAUGAGGAAAUCUGUUCUGCAAGUAUUGUAAAGUAUCCAUCAGACAACCAAACUCACAUGAACAGUACCAGCACAAAAAAAUCAAACACCAGAACAUCAGAUGUAUUUGUUCCUCUUCCAGCUCACUUAAGGGAUAGAAGAAACAUUGCUUGGGAACUUGAAAGUGAUUUCCCUCUUUUAACUUCAGAUAAGCCAUCAGUGAAAGUCACGAAAAAUGAGCCAAGCAGUCUUGUGUCGGUAGCUAAGUCUCUGUUGUCAGAAGUACCCGUUGCAUUAAAUGCUGACAGUAGUAUUGGCACUUUUAACUUCCCAAAGCCACACAAUGCAUCAGACAUCCAGAAGUCACAUAGAGAUAAGCAUGGAUAUAGUGCAAACAGUAGAACACUAGUCAUUGAAAAUCUUCCAUCUAACCUAGAUGAAGCUGGCUUGAAAGAUUUCCUUGUUACCUUUGGCAGAAUUGAAGAUCUGACCUUACAUAGGAUUGGCAACACGGCAAGUGUUGCAUAUGUUUUAAUGUCACCAGAAGCAGACAUGCAGUGGAUCAUUGAGUGUCUAAAUGGAAGUUCCCCUUUUGGAGAUUUCUCUGAUGGGGAGAUCGUGUGUCGAAUGGCUGAUGCCAGGGAAAGUGAAAACGACAGAUAUAGUAAGUCUUCGAAAGAAUCUCUUUCAUAGAUGUUUCGAGCUCAAGUCUCUUUUCUUUCAAGUCAAAACAACUUACUGGCAAAGGAUUUUAGUGUGUGAAUAAAAUGAGAUUAUUUGAAACAUGUGUAGGUAUACACUCACUAGUUUUAUAAAAGUUAUUCAUUAAACUUCUAUUUUGUUCUUUAUAUUGUCUUAACAAAACUGUACAGAUAUAUAUAAUUACAGUACACACACACUGGUUGUGUUGAUAGAAGUUGAGAUAUCUUAAAAUUUGAAGUGUUUUAAGGUAGUAAUGACUUGAAACACAAUUUUUGAAUUUUGAGAGAGAGUGAUCUUCUUUAAACGUUUAUGUCUUCUAACAUCAUUGCAAUAAAAGUAACAGAUUAUAUAGUAUACAAAACCUUAAAUGAAUCAUAUUGUAAUAAUAAGAGUUAAUUAUAAAGCUAUAAUUAGACUAGCAAGAUAAUCUGAGUGGUUGAGAUGUCAGAAUUAUAUAGAUGUUUGUAGGUUAUAUUAAAACUUAGGAAGUCGUACAGUGAAAAUGUUGAAGUUUUCUAUAAUUUCUUACUAUAUCUCAUUAUACUGGAAUGUAUGUUGAUGUAGAAAUGUUUGAUUAGAGUUGAGCAUUCCAAUUCUAUUCUGGAAACUUAGUUUAUAAGAAGAUGUGAUGUUUGUCCAAUGAGCCAACAUAACUCAAUGAAUUUGAUGUUCCUAAAACAGAGAUGUUAAAAGAAAAUCCAAUGUUUAACAAUAAUUAUUUAAAAAUGAGACUGUCCCUAGUCUCAAAAUACAAUUACUCAUUGAUGUACUAUAUUUAACAAUAAAGAUAAAACUGGGAACAGUCUUAUAUAGUUGACAUUUUUUAAUAAUCUUACUCCUGUUGAUGACAGUGUAAGACAUCGAGUGUAUGAAACUGUUCCCAGUUUUAUCUUUAUACUGUUAAAUUAUUCAGUAAUUGUUUUAUUAUAUUUUGAGAGUAGGGACAGUCUCAUUUUUAAAUAUUUUUGCAUACCACUAAAUGCUAGUUAUGCUUUUAUUUUCUGUGUCAUUUAAAAUGUACAUGUCGUUUUAACCUAUGUUAAUGUUCCCUUAUAGCCUUAACAAUUUGUACUAUUAAUAUGAGAAAUGUUUGGGGACUUAAGUAAAAACUUGGAUCUUACUUACCUAAUAAUAGUUCAGUGAAUGUUUUAUAGAGAAAAUAUUUUUUUUUUUUACAUUAAAUAAACUUAGGAAAGACUAGCUGGUUUAACAUGUAGAGGUGACAGAUAAUUCUUUUUUUUCAACUUCUUGUUAUUGUCUUUACACCCUGAGUUGCUUAAUAUUCUAGUGUUUUUUCAUCAUAGAAUUAUUGCUACACUGAUAGUGAUGUGGCCUGAAAAAAGACAUACCUUUUACCUAUAGAUUUUUAUUAAUAUUUUUCAAAAAUAUAUUUAUUUUCAUGAAAUUAUAUUUAUAUAUAUUAUUUCCAUAUUUUUUCUUGAUAGGACUAAAUGUAGAUAUGCUUUAUAGUUUAUUGUAGUUAUUUUCAGGCUCUUUGAUUUAAACAACAUUAAUAACAUGUAUUUCAAUCAAAUGUAAAUAAACACUUUAAAUAGUGUUUUACUUGUGAAA